Molecule: messenger RNA, 4136 nt
Organism: Glossina fuscipes
Lineage: Eukaryota; Metazoa; Arthropoda; Insecta; Diptera; Glossinidae
Gene: Vps53
Product: vacuolar protein sorting-associated protein 53 homolog
Exons: 5
Coding region: 63-2777 (904 amino acids)
Biological process (GO): retrograde transport, endosome to Golgi
Cellular component (GO): GARP complex
Source: RefSeq, a predicted model, not a curated record
AGAAUCGCUUAAAAUUUUUGUAAAAAGUUUAUGAAGAAUUGUGUUUAGCUUUAAGGAAUGUUAUGGAGUCUAAAAGUUCUAACGAAGCAGAAGCAUCUGUAAUAGCAAAUAACAAAAUUCAUUUUAGCAAAGAAGUCAAGCAUGUUAUCGACAAGGUUCUUAAAUCGGAUGACCCCAUGGAUGCACCCGAUUUUAAUUGCGUUGAUUAUAUCAAUCAAUUAUUUCCGAAUGAGCAAUCUUUGGUCACUAUAGAUGAAACAAUACAACGUAUGCAGUGUGAAGUGUCUUUGAUUGAUGAUAAUAUCCGUUCAGUGGUUAGGGGACAAACAAAUACUGGUCAAGAUGGCCAACUAGCUUUGUGUGAAGCGCAAAAAGUUAUUAGCACUUUGUACGAGCACAUUAUUGACGUUAAAACGCGUGCUGAACGUACCGAAGAAAUGGUGAAAGAAAUUACAAGGGACAUUAAACAAUUAGACUGCGCUAAAAGAAAUCUUACCUCAGCUAUAACUACUUUAAAUCACUUACAUAUGUUGGUAGGUGGUAUAGAGAGUUUGGAAAUUCUAAUUGAAAAGCGUUUGUAUGGGGAAAUUUUAAAUCCUUUGCAAGCGAUCACAGAAGUGAAUCAGCAUUUUCAACAGUAUUCUGACAUCGAGGAGAUUAAGAAUUUAUCACAAAGUGUCGAUAAGAUACAAAUAAGUUUGGCUCACCAGAUAACUGAGGAUUUUAAGGAAGCCUUCUCAGUAAAAAAAAGUAACAACCAUCCGCGUUUGGGUUUUAAUCAGUUGGGCGACGCCUGUAAAGUAAUUUCUGUCUUAGAUCCUAAAGUUAAAAAAGACUUGUUAAAGUGGUUCAUCGCUCAGCAGUUAGAGGAAUACAUACAUUUGUUUCAUGAGAAUCAAGACAUAGCCUGGCUAGAUAAAAUUGAUAAACGUUACGCUUGGUUAAAAAGACAUUUAUUAGAUUUCGAAGAUAAGUUUGGUGCUGUUUUCCCUUUAGAUUGGGAAGUUUCUGAACGAAUAACAGUUGAAUUUUGUCGCCUAACUCGUGAGCAAUUAUCGCAAAUCAUGAGCAAACGAGUAAAUGAAAUAGACGUGCGUCUGUUAUUGUUUGCAAUUAAUAAGACGCAGGCUUUUGAGCAAUUGCUUUCAAAGAGAUUCACAGGUGUGACUCUGGGCAUCAAUAAUGACAAUCAGAACACAUCUUCCUUUACGUCAGGUGAUGGGCAAUUAAUAAAUUCGGCUUUUUUGGUUUUUCAUGAUCAAAUAGGAAGUUGUUUUAAAACUCAUUUAGACAUUUAUAUACGCAGUAUUGACCGCAAUUUGGCUGAGUUAAUAGAGAAGUUCGUCGAACAGGCUAAAGAGCCAUUUAAAGCGGCAGAAGCUAAAAGUACAGUGUACCCGAGUUCAGCCGAUUUAUUUGUUUUUUAUAAAAAGUGUAUGGUUCAGUGUAAUCAAUUAAGUAACGAACAGCCCAUGUACGAAUUGGCUCUCGUAUUUAAAAAAUAUUUACGGGAAUACGCCAGCAAGGUACUGGAGUUUAGCAUACCGAAGCUACUAACUACAUCAACAUCCAUCGGCAAAAGCAUGUCUUUGCUAACUCGAGAUAUGCAAAAUCUUUCCACUGCUGCAGGCCAAGUAAUACACAACUUUCUAAAAGAAGGUGAUGCCCAAAGAUUUUCUAAAGGUGAUCUAAUUCGUAUAUGUUGUGUCCUUACUACUGCUGAGUACUGUUUAGAAACAGUACAGCAAUUGGAAGAUAAGCUUAAGGAAAAAGUUGCCGCCGCUUAUGUUAAUAAAAUCGAUAUGUCCGAGGAGAAAGAUGUCUUUCAUCGAAUUAUUUCUAACUGUAUACAACUUUUGGUCCAAGAUCUGGAAACGGGUUGCGAAAGCUUUUUACAGGCCAUGUCGAAAGUUCAAUGGCAAAGUAUUAGCAAUGUCGGCGAUCAGAGUUCUUUUAUAACCGGUAUGUGUGCAAACUUUAAGCAGACUGUGCCCGUAAUACGCGAUAAUUUGGCGUCGUCCCGGAAAUAUUUUACUCAAUUUUGUCAUAAAUUUGUUAAUGUUUUUAUACCAAAAUACAUUAACGUUUUAUACAAAUGUAAAUUAACUUUGUCCGAUGGCUGUAAUAACGUUUUGGGCUGCGAGCAGCUAUUGCUUGAUACGCAUAGUUUGAAAACGGCACUAUUGGAUUUGCCAAGUAUUGGCUCAAGCGUAAAUCGAAAAGCUCCGACUUCCUAUACUAAAGUGGUUGUUAAGGAUAUGACACGAGCAGAAAUGAUUAUCAAGGUUGUUAUGACACCGGUUCAACCGUCUGCUCAUUUUACACAGCAGGUCUUGAAAUUAUUGCCUGAUAUCACCAUAGCCGAAUAUCAGAAAAUUUUAGACAUGAAAGCAGUUAAACGAGUAGAUCAGUUGCAACUAAUAGAUCUAUUCAAACGUACUGCCUCGACAGCCGCUGCGGCUGGGUUGAGCGAUAACACUGAUUCGAUAUCUACGGAUGCUGACCAGCAAAAUUCUACGGCAAAUGCGCUAGACUCUACCAACGAUAACAUUAAUAUUAUGGCUGAUGCAACGAGCACUGAAAUUUCUACCUAUCAAACGAACCUAGCGGUCAAUGCUACGUCUACACCUAAGCGAGCUUUUAUCUUUAGUGUUGGCAAUUUUACUGGUGCUAAUAGCAGUGCAGGGGAUAAAAAUGCCGAUAACUCCUCUCAAUCUAGUGGCGACCGAGGACGUAUACGCAAAUUGGAAAAUCUCUUGAAAAAACGAUUACCUUAAAUACUCGGUUCGCUUUUGUUUUGCUUUGCAAGAAAAAAUCCCAAAUGGGGAAAUAUAAAACAUUCCAUAAAAAAACAAUGAUGUGACUUAAAUAUAAGAAAUAUUGAUUGUCUGUGGAUGAGAAGAAUGGUAUUUGCGUAAUAAUAGACUUAAUUUUAUGAUAAAAAAUGGCAUUUUUGUUGUUGGGAGCUGAAGAGUGUAUUAUUUGGAAUUUCAAUAAAUCCGUAACCUACGCGUAAUUAUUCCAUGCUCAGUUUUCCGAAUAAAGGUAGCGGGGAGGUAAGAUAAUGUGUUACGUAUCAGGGAAUGGGACGGAUGGGUUCAGUCGAUUUGUUUUUGUACAUGAGCCGAUUUCAGAUGAUUUAUGGAUUGGUAGGAACUGUGACGUGGCUCAAUUCAAUUUUACCAUAAACAAGUUUGUUGCUAUGCUGUCGCAAGUUCUUUUUUUCUUUCUAUUAUUUAUGAUAUUUUUACUCUGAGAAUAUAGGAGCCAAGCAAAGUGUUACUUCCAGCACAUGACUUUUACCGCCGAGCCAUUAAUGUCAAAAGAUCCUUUAUUUGUGAGCAAGAUUCACUUUGUAUAACUGAUUAUAUUUGCAAAUUUUUGCUUUUACCAGGAAACAAAACUGCGACUAAUUUGUUAAAUCUCUCCCAAAAUGCUGUAAAUAUUGUAUGAAUCUUAAUCCCCGGAAAUUUGCUUUGAAAGCUAACCAUACCCAGUUCAUGCAGUUUUAAGACAUUGUUUACUCUAGUAGCAUACAAAUAAAAUAAACAAGUCAGUGGCUUUCUUCUCAUACGUGCUUAUCAUAGCAUAUUACGAUAAGUCACUUAAGUUCAAAGAAUGGGAAAAGGUAAAACCACUAUAGUGGGGGACGGCUCUCCUUAUACCACUCUUUAAUUAUCCAUACAACAAUAAGUUAUAAGUAAGUGAUAAGGCGUUAUUUGGGUAAGGAUCGAAAGACUGGUUUUAUAUGAACCAUCUUCAAUAUAAAAAGAUAAAUAAAUGUAACUUUUCUAAUUAUACCAAUAUUAGCCAUAUUCUUAGGUGUUCUUUCUCUUAUCAAAAAUGAAACUCCUUUAGAUUUUUCAAAAUGAAAUUUACUUUAUAUCAAAAUUCAUAUUUUACUUAGAUAAUUAUGUGGAUUAGUUGAAUAAUUCUUAUUUUAAUUUUUUUACGAUGUCAACUCUCGAUGCGACGCAUAAGAUAAGUUAUAAAAGAGAUUUUCCGAGAAAAGAGAAAAAAAUCUAAUAUAAACUAAAGUUUUUCUAGACUAUGACUAUUGUAUUCACUUAUAUAAAUAUAUGCAAGUUAAGUAAUAUUACAAGAAAAAACAAAAAUUGAAUAAUAUUAAAAAUGUU